GUUGGCAGUCAUUCAGCCCUGCAAAAAAAAAACAAAGCAUCAGGCCCCAGCAUGGCAGGAUAUCCCAGUGCCUGUUCUCUUCUGACUAUGCUUGAUGGGGAUUGUGCUGCCCAGGCCUCUGCCCCCGACUCCACUUUAGGAAAGGGCUAUAUUGUGCAUGAGAGGAUUGUAGGGGAAAUAGCGAUGAAGAGUCCCCGGGUAAGAGGGACAGGGGCCCAGGGCUUCCUGUCAUCAGUGGAGGAGCCUGGUUUGGGCAGCUGUGGCCCCUUUGACCUGCAUGGCUUUACCCAGAGUUCACUCUGUUUGCCACAAUGUAAAUGAGAUGCUAAUGACAUGUUAAGUGCCCGGGGCAGCAUCAGGUCUCUUUUGUGCACAGACUCUAGGGAAGGCAGUGGGGGUGGACAUCAGGCCUUAUUUGAGCCCAGCCCUGUGUGGCUGGGGACCUGAACCCCUAUGUUGGCUGUGCCUCACACCCGAAAGGAGUGAGGACCCUGGAGAUGUCUGAAGAUUGGCAGGAGUUCUACCCCAGGCCUCAUCUGAAUGGGCCUCAUCUUCCUAGUCACGUGGUGAUUGUUUCCACCCACCCUGCUUCCACCAGCAUUUCCCCUGGUACAGAUGUUCCCAGAUAGACUAGGAAGCCAUGUUAGCAGUCUUCUGUUGUAUUUUUAUUUCUUUGGUGAAACAUUUCUCAAUUGCAUUUUAAUCUGGUCCAGACUAUAUACUGGGGUUUGGGGAGGGUUUGACACCUCUGUUAUAGGGAACAGAGUGCUGAACUAGGAGUCAGAAAGACCUGAGUUCAAAUCCUGCCUCUGACUCUUAGUCACCAUUUGACUCUGGGUAAGUCAUUUAACCUCUGUCUGCUUUUGUUUUCUCAACUGUUAAAUGGGGAUAAUAUCUGUACCAUCUGCUUUCCAGUGUGGUUUUGAGGCUCAAAUGAGACAAUAUUUGAAAAAUGAGCCACUGCCUGGUCAGGGCUCAGGCUGCCUCAUCCUUCCCCUCUCUGGGUCCUGGUCAGCCUCUGGGCCUCCCGUGUGGCCCCACAGGUGGCCCUGUGCCAGCCUCUCUUCCUGACCCUUCUCUAGCUCUGGGUUUCCUGCUUGUCUUCAAGCCUGGCUGCCAGAUCCCUCAAUAUCAAACCUCUCCUGAUCCUGCCCUGCCAGGAGAGCCCCAGCCCACGGAGGUCCUAGAGAGCAGGGCUGGUGAAGGAGGGCCGCAUCCCUCACUUUCCCCAAGAGCCCCACAGAGUCAUGGCUUGGCUUGCUUGAGACUUGGGCUUAAGGGAGGCCGGUGCAUGGUCUGCGGCUCUUUGUCUCUUCCUGAGGACCCCCCUGUCGUGUGGCCGAUGUGAGCCAGCUCUGAGCUUGCCCUGGCCUCGGUUUGAGGCCUUUCUUCUCUGUAUGUCUGUCCUCGUCCUUCUCAGUGACUUCUGUGAAUGAGGCCUCUCGGGCCAGGCAGGGCAUCCCUCUUCCUGGUCACGUUCCUCUCGGGACAACUUAACAGCACAGACAGCACUCUCUGGGGGUGAAUCAGGCCGAGCUAGACCUCGUGCUCGUAUGCACGGGCACUCGCGACAUUUCAUGAUUCCAGCUGGUGAACCUCCCUGUCGAGGUUGCCCACAGUGUUUGCUCUCUCCCAGAAGCGGGGCGUCCAUCCGCGUUCAUGCCAUUCAUUGCUAACAGAACUAAGCAGUGCGUGGCCAAGGCUGGAUCACAGGACUUGACUGGAAAACCCCUUCCAAGGUGAUGUCAGACUUUAUCGACGGCUGAUUCCUGCUGUUCAGGGACUGCCCAGCCAUCUAAGGCACGCCAUCUUGCCCUCAGGCUCUUCUGGCCUCUUUUCCAAAAGAACACCAUGGAAGAGAAUCCAAGACGUGUCUUCUAUCCAGGGAGACGACACUGGAUUGUUCCCCUCAGUGAGUCCCCCGCCACCUGCAGCCUUCUUCUCCUGCCUGGAUCCUUCUGGAUGAAUCCCUGCAGAGCCCCGUCCUUCCCUGGAGAGGAAGCUGCUGACUCUGCUUUACAGUGUGUACCUCCCUGUACUCUGAAAACCUCACGCCUGUUCUUAGCAGAACCAUUGAAAUUCAGGGAUGUGGCUGUAGAAUUCACUCAGGAAGAAUGGGGCCAACUGAACUCUUCCCAGAAGAAUCUAUUCAGGGAUGUGAUGCUGGAGAACUACAAGAACUUUGUCUACCUUGGGCUUCCAGUUUCCAUGCCAGCAAUGAUCUUAUUGUUGGAACGUGGAGAGGCAUCAUGGAUGUCAGAGGAAGAGGCACCUGGAGGCAUUCUUUCAGAUUCUAUCAGUCAUGAAACUGUAUUUAAAACUAGGAACACAGCUCUCAAAAAAGGCAUUUUCAUGGGAACAUCAUCCAAACAAAGAAUGGCAAAGGCUGAUGGUAGCUGGAAUUCCAAUAUGGGAAAAAUGUGGAAACGUGAUAUAAUGUUAGAAAAUCAGAAGGACAACCAGGAGAGACAAUCCAAACAAGUAACAAUUGCUGUUAGAAAAACUUUUAAUGAGGCAAGUGUACUUGAAUAUAAUACAUUUGGGAGAAAUUUUCAUCUUGGGUCAAUCCUUGUUCCACAACAGAGAAUUUCUACAGUUAGGAGUCUUCACAAUUAUGAUAUCCUUGGGAAGAGCAUUAAGGAAUUUUCAGAUCUAAUUAAAUGUAACAAAACCAUCUUAGGGAAGAAUCUUUCUAAGCCUCUUGGUUACCACUCAGGUCUUAUUCAAUAUCAGAUGAUAAAUAAUAAAGACAAACCCUUUGAUUAUAGGGAAUAUGGGAAAGCUUUCAAUCAGAAUGUAAACCUUAAUAAAACAGUACAUACUGGAGAGAAACGCUUUGAAUGUAAUGAAUGUGGGAAAACCUUUAGCAACAAUUCAUGCCUUACUCUUCAUCAGAGAAUUCAUACUGGAGAAAAACCCUUUGAAUGUAAUGAAUGUGGUAAAGCAUUUAGCCAGAAAUCAAACCUUACUCUACAUAAGAGAAUUCAUACUGGAGAGAAACCCUUUGAGUGUAAUGAAUGUGGGAAAACCUUUAGUCAGAAAGGACACCUCAUUGAGCAUCAAAGGAUUCAUGCUGGAGAAAAACCUUAUAAAUGUAAUGACUGUGGGAAAACCUUCAGCCAGAGGGGAAAUCUUAAUGAACAUAAGAGAAUUCAUACUGGAGAAAAGCCCUUUGAAUGUAAUGAAUGUGGGAAAGCCUUCAGCCAGAGAGGGCACCUUACUGAGCAUCAAAUAAUGCAUGAUGGUGAUAAACCCUAUAAAUGUAAUGAAUGUGGAAAAGAGUUCAGCCAUAGAACAUCCUUUAUUUAUCAUCAGAGAAUUCAUACAGGAGAAAAGCCCUAUGAGUGUAAUGAAUGUGGGAAAACCUUUAGCAAGAACUCAAACCUAACUCUCCAUCAGAGAAUUCAUACUGGAGAGAAACCUUAUAAAUGUACUGAAUGUGGAAAAGCCUUCAGCCAGAGAGGGCAUUUUAAUGAACAUCAAAGAAUUCAUGCUGGAAAGAAACCCUAUAAAUGUAGUGAAUGUGGGAAGGCCUUCAGCAAAAACUCCAACCUUACUCUACAUCAGAGAAUUCAUACUGGUGAGAAACCCUAUGAAUGUAGUGAGUGUGGGAAAGCCUUCAGCAAAAAGGGUCACCUUACUGAACAUCAGAGGAUUCAUGCUGGAGAAAAACCCUACAAAUGUAAUGAAUGUGGAAGAGCCUUUAGCCACAAAACAACCUUUAUUAAUCAUCAGAGAAUUCAUACUGGAGAGAAACCCUAUGAAUGUAAUGAAUGUGGGAAAGCCUUCAGCCAGAGAGGAAACCUUACUGAACACAAGAGGAUACAUACUGGAGAGAAAUGCUUUGAGUGUAAUGAAUGUGGGAAAGCAUUCACUCAUGGAUCAUCUUUCAUUCAUCAUCAGAGACUUCAUAAUGGAGAGAAGCUACACAAAAGAAAUGAAUGUAGAAUGUAGUGGAAAGGUGGCUGAAUUUGGAGUCAGAAGAUGUGGAUUCAAAUUCUGAACUUGAUCUUAGCCAAAUGGCCAAAAAGCAAUUGGCUUCAAAUUUUGACUGCUACUUGCUAUCUGUGACAAUUGGGAAAACAUCAACCACUCUGGGCUUCCGUUUUUUUCAUCUGUAAAAAAAAAGCUUUGGUUUGUUGGGGUUUAAAAAAAUAAUUCCAACUAGAGGUGAUAUGGAUAAUCACUAAGAUUCAUUUCAGACAGUUAUCCAUGAUAGUAUUGGUGUGGGAAAAAACAAUGAGCUAAAAAAGGAAAUCUCAUUGAUGUAAUAAAUUUAGGAAAGAUUUCAGCCCAAGUUUAAUGUGUAAGAAGCAUCAAAUAAUUUAUACUACAAAUAAGCCCUAUCAAUGCAGUGACAAAGGGAAGAUUUUUUGAAGUGUAGGUCAUUUUUCAUCAGACACCUUAAAGAUUUUUAAUGAAAUCUUUUUAAUAGCUGGCUUACAGGGUUUUAAGGCUUGUCAUGCACUUUACAUACAUUAUUUCAUUUGAGCUUCAAAAUAAACCUGGGAGGCAGCUACUAUAGAUAUCUCCAUAUUACAAAUAAGGAAACUGAGACAGAUGAAAUGAUCUUCCCAUCACUGCAAAGCAAUGAGGGGGAAGAAUUUGAAUUCAAGUCUUCCCAACUCCAGGUUUAAUAUUCUCCACUACCAUUUGCUGCCUCCCCAAUAAACCCACUCAAAUAUUAUUUAACAGAAUAAAAUUCAGAAACUUCUCAUUGCAAAUAAAAGAUUUUAGAGAAAUGACCUAAAGUGACUUUCUUGCCUCAAGUUGGGUAAUGUUUUAAAAUGGAGGCUGCCUCUCUGAAUUUAGAUCUUUUUUUUUUUUUUUGGAACGUAAUCUGACAGUUCAGAUGAGCAGUUAUCUUUGACUCAUAGUGGCAUGAUUGGGGAUAUACCCAAAAUGUUAUCAAGGUUUUUCAUAGCAAGAUUAUUUAAAAAAAAAUAAACGGAAGCAACCUUAAGUCCAACAAUAGGGUCAUUGUAUUACAUUAAUGCGAUGGUAUUAAGCCAAAAUAUGAGCAAAAUAGAGAAAUCUGAAAGGAUCUUUAUGAAAUAAUUGAAACUAAAAAGAACCAGAAGAAUGGAGUACAAAGAAAUGGAUAAGUGAGACCUAAGGGAGACUUAGAGAAAGUUAUGACUGGAAAGUUAUGACAUUAUUUGCAUUGAAGUUCAUUUAUUUAAAUGUAAAUAGUUGCAAAGCAAGUUUAAUUGGUUGUAUUGAUGUCUGAUGUUGUUUAUAAGUCAUUUAAAGAAAUAAAGUAGGACUGGGCCCAUCUACAUGUUUGGCCUGGGUAGCAUGAUGUAGUGGGACGUGUACACUGUACUUGAAAUCAGGAGAACUGGGUUUGAAUCCCUGGGCUAUAACUUGGUACCUAUGUAACCCUGAACAGAUCAUCACCUCUCAAGAGCCCAAAUAAUUGUACUUGCACUUUUUUCUACUAUUAAAUGGGUUCAUUAAAA
Monodelphis domestica (gray short-tailed opossum) is the source of this 5462-nucleotide messenger RNA. The record is from RefSeq and is a predicted model, not a curated record. Lineage: Eukaryota; Metazoa; Chordata; Mammalia; Didelphimorphia; Didelphidae.